AUUGUGCUUUUACUGCCUCAACCACCAGCUCUCCAGCUCAGAAAAGGCUCUGGGUUCUCCUGUUUGCUGCUUCACACACUGAACAAGGACCACUGACAACAUUUCUCUCAGCAGCUCUGCAACUAACAAACAAAGAGAAUGAGGGGUACCGUAGUAAUGUUUUGCCUGAUUGGAGCCGUUUUUGCCAACCCAAUUUUUUUCAGUGCCAUUUCGGAAUCAAAUUCGCUUGACUCAAACUCGAGCUCUGAAGAAAGUAACUCUAUUCACAGUCAGAGCUCAGAGUCAGAAUCAUCAGAAUCCACAUCAGAGGACAAGACUUCAGAGGAGAGUAACACCAAUCAGAUGAGGAUGUUGCGAGUUGGGUCAACAGUUCGCAAGUGUCAUCAAAGACCUGAUUGCAGAGGACAACAGCAGGAUGGGAUCAGGGCUCAACCAGACCACCUGACUGAGAAACAGCCCACUCUUACCUCCACCAGCACAAACAGCCGAAAGCAGCAAGUGAGAGCACCAGCAGUGAGAGCACCAGCAGUGAAAGCACCAGCAGUGAGAGCACCAGCAGUGAGAGCAACCAGCAGUGAAAGCACCAGUAGUGAGAGCACCAGCAGUGAGAGCACCAGCAGUGAAAGCACCAGCAGUGAAAGCGACCCAGACCAACGAGACCAGUGAGGAGACUGCAGCAAAUCAAAGCCCCAGACUGUGGUGAAGGGAACUCAAAGCUGUGAGUAUUCUUCCAGGAUAGGAGACGAUGCUCAGUACUCAGUGGACAAUCUAAUGAUGCCAGAGGAGGCUGAAAGGGAGCUACAUUAAGGAGAUGAGGAGAUGCUCUUGUGCAGCUUUUUGUUUUAACCACUAUGAACUACUGCACAAUUGAAUGGCCUGGCCUGAAGACUUCAGACUGAUACAUUUAAAUCUUGCCCAUCGCUUUAGAAUGUUAAUUUUGGCAAUAUAAUGUUACCUGCAGCUGAUUUAUGUGUGUGGGUGUGGUGGUGUGUGU
This is a messenger RNA of Gymnodraco acuticeps, 994 nucleotides long. RefSeq names its product secretory calcium-binding phosphoprotein 1 (gene scpp1). Lineage: Eukaryota; Metazoa; Chordata; Actinopteri; Perciformes; Bathydraconidae. The record is from RefSeq and is a predicted model, not a curated record. The transcript is spliced from 8 exons.